AUGGCUACUACAGGAUCAACUGAUACAGGCCUAAACACAAUUGCCAUGUCGGAUAUGUCUACUUACCACAUGGUGCUUCUGUAUCUCUCGUCUUUCCUUGGAUCCCAUGUCACUGUUUCCUUUGGCGUUGUCAUGGUUCGACGUUACUACUUUCAAAAACGAUUCGAAGAAGUAUUAGAGUUCAACAAAAAGCGGAAAGAAGAGUAUAAACGGCAAAAGCAACUACGUGAACAGCAAGAGCAACAGCGAAAACGAGAACAGCACAAAGGAGCAUUAGGCCGUCGUUUAUCACUUUUGUCUGUGCGCUCUACACCUGUAGGACACGCUACGCCUCGUCAUUCCAUCUUCAAUAGGUCUUUUUUUAGAAGAGGCUCGCUUGAUACGGAAAACGACAAGAGUGAUCGUAAUCGAUACUCUGAAGACAACCAUAAAAUAAAGUUACAGCCUAAUUAUAACUUUAGCGAAAAUAAUUCCCAGAGUGUUUUUGACAUGAAGCAAAACACCCUCGCUCAUCCAUACGAUACUACUCACUCUUCACCCUCUUCAUCGGCUUAUCGCAGCAGUAGUGAUCAUCUCAACAAUACCCAAAGCAACCAUUGGAAUAAUAAAAAUUUAACUUCUGACAAAAACACUGCAAAUACUAACAGCAACAAUAAUCAACAGAUCACUUUUCGAGAAGAUACGAAUAUCUUGCGUGAACGAGAACGACGGAAACUUAUGCAGCACCGUCUAGAAGAAGAAGUGAUGAACAACAAUAGCAACAACAAUAACAGCCAGCCUCAACACAUCAUUAUAGAAGAACCUACCAUUUAUCGCACCAACUCUGAAUAUGAAAUUAUGUGCCAACCAUCAGCCAAAUCCCAGCUUACGAAAAAUGAACGUUAUCGCAUCGGCGGUACCGAAUAUCGUGCUUUGGAUAUGCUUGCCCGGCUUGUUCCCAUCUACUAUCUGGGCUUCAUUGUCGGUUUCGGGUUUCUAUUUCGUAUUUAUGUCGCUAGCUCCAGUUACGCUAGAGAGGUGCUUGCCACCUCGAAUGGGCCAGACAAGGGCCCUGUGGAUCCAUGGUUCUUCUCCUUCUUUCAAAGUCUUUCUGCUUUUACUAAUCUUGGCCUGAAUCAUCUAGACGCUAGUAUGGCACCUUUUCAGAAUGCGCCUGCACCUCUCAUCCUCUCGAUCAUUCUCAUCCUCGUAGGCAACACGGCAUUUGCUAUUUUGAUGCGUUUCCUGAUUUGGGUUUGCUAUUGUUUGACUCCCAAACAUAAAGUAAUGCGACGGGAAACGUUUCGGUACUUACUGGAUCAUCCACGACGUUGUUACACGACUUUGUUUCCUGCCACACAGACGUGGUGGUUGCUGAUUGUUUUGGUGGCAAUCACGUUGGUGGAACUGAUUUGCUUUUUGGCUUUGAAUUAUUGGUUGCCGGUAUUGGCAGGUAUCAGUUGGGGAUCCCGAUUUUUGGAUGGCUUGUUUCAAUCUGUUGCCACUCGUAAUGGUAAAGUAUUGCAAUGAGCACAUUCGUUUAUUACUAGAAGAAGACUGAAAAAUAGAACGUCGUUUGGGGCGAGAGUAUUAACAGCAGCCGCCUUUUCUUCCUUUUUACUUUUCUUUUUUCUCUUUUUUUCUACAAUAUCAACUGUCAUAGCUGGAUUCAGUGUAGUAUCGCUUGCGGAUUUAAACCCUGGCGCACAAUUAGUUUAUAUAGUAGCUAUGUAUAUCAGUGUCUAUCCCGUGGCUAUAUCGAUGCGUAACAGUAACAUUUAUCAGGUAAAAAAUUCAACAUGUGUCAUGCCGAGAAGAAAAGAGGAA
Mycotypha africana is the source of this 1806-nucleotide messenger RNA. Its product is annotated as cation transport protein-domain-containing protein. The transcript is spliced from 4 exons. Gene Ontology annotation, molecular function: high-affinity potassium ion transmembrane transporter activity. The record is from RefSeq and is a predicted model, not a curated record. Gene Ontology annotation, biological process: intracellular potassium ion homeostasis; potassium ion import across plasma membrane. NCBI's taxonomy places the organism in Eukaryota, Fungi, Mucoromycota, Mucoromycetes, Mucorales, Mycotyphaceae. The coding region runs from base 1 to 1509 and encodes 502 amino acids. Gene Ontology annotation, cellular component: plasma membrane.